CGCAUAUAUGUAUGUUGUGUUGUGUGUGCGUGGUGAUUUGUGUUAAUGCUGAUAGAAAGAAUUUUAUUAAAAUCUGGUUUUUAUAAUACGAUGAGACUUACAUAAAUGUGAUAAAACACAGUGUUUUGUGUCAUCAAGUGCAAGUGAAUCCGUCGUGAGGCGGUAAUCGUUCAAGUUGGCGAAGGCACGCAGAGGUAUGAUUAAGGAGAAGGAGAAGGGUGGAGGUGCCCGCCUCAAGGACGAGCCCAGUGACCCUGCUGAGCCUGGCCACGGUUCCCGUCCGCCCUCGGCGUCGCUCCCCACUCCGGCGGCGCUGAAGAAAGAACCAGAAGACACGCAUCGUGUGAAGAUAGAACCCCAUAGUCAGCCCUCUGGCGAAGAUUCUGCGUCAGACCUUGGAGUUGACGGCAUUAAAACAGAGAUCGACGGCCUCAUGGACAGCGACGGUAAAAGUGACCCAACAAAAUCACCUUCCUGCGAACUGGGUGGACCUGGUUCGUUAAAAUCAGAAAGACUAUCUUCAGACUCGAACGACAUUUUGGAUCCACAGACAGGCCUCAGAAGCUCGACAAAUAAUCUUCAGGAUGGAAACCCAAACUGUCGUAAUCCAAAUGGCCCAGAUAACAUGGGUUCGUGUAGAAUGGCGGGAGGUGGAGGGCCUAUGGGUCCUGGGGUUUCUAUGGGCCCUAUGUCUGCCAGUGAAGCACAAACACUUCCAUCGAAUGUAAUGAGCAAGCAGUCUGGCAGCAUGGAGCAAAGUCAAAUCUUCGUAUUCUCAACAAUGAUGGCAAAUAAAGGAGCAGAAGCAGUGCUUUCCGGUCAGCACCACUCCAUUAUUGCAUACCAUUGUGCUCAACCUGCAACUAAGAAAUACUUAGAGAAACACCCAUUAAAAAUUGGUCAGUUCAAUAAACAAAGUCCUGCUCAGUGGUUGAACAAUUUAGCUAUGGCAAAAACACGGGGUGGAAUGCGAGGUGGGCCUAACAUGAUUGGAGGACCCAAUCAAAUGGGUCAUAUGAUGGGUGGACCUAUGGGCCCCAACAUGGGGCCGAUGGGUCACAGUGGAAUGGGUCAUAUGGGUCCUAGUAUGAUGGGGCCAAACAGAAUGAGUGGACCAGGUAAUCAAAUGAUGAUGAUGAAAGGUGGACCUGGACAGAUGGGUCAAAUGGGUCCUGGUAUGGGUCCCAUGGAUGGGUUUCCAGGAAGCACCCCGUCCUGCGGUGUCAUGGACGGCCUCGGUGCUGAUGGUGAAAUGCCCUGGGACACCAAAAACCCCUCUGUAAUGUCUAAUGGCAUGUCAAAUGGUCCGGGACAAUUACCUGCAUGCUCGGAAGCAUCGGGCCAACCGCCCGAUUCAGGCUCUGCAGAUGGUGGAGAUUGUCAAACUGGACCCAAAGGCGUAAAAAUACCAGAUGAGAACCUGACGCCACAGCAGCGUGCGCAUCGCGAAGAGCAGCUUGCAACGAUACGAAAAAUGCAACAAAUGUUAUUCCCUGAGAGUGGAGGAAACAAUGUCAACCAAGGUUCAGGAGACAACUCGCAAGCGCCUAACGAUAUUAACCCUCCAAAUUCUACGGCAAAUAUGAAUAUGCCCUUUCCACCAAUGUCUGGAAUGGGCCCUAAUGGCCCUAUGGGACCUGGGCCUAAUGGACCCAUGGUAUCGAUGUCAAAUAAUAUGAACUCUGGACCAAGUUGUACAAUGGCUGGCCCAAUGGGUCCAAAUGGACCUAUGGGUGGUCCAAUGGGUCCAAAUGGCCCUAUGGGAGGUCACAUGGGCCCUGGCGGGCCGAUGGGUGGCAUGGGUGGACCGGGCGGUAUGGGAAUGGGUCACGGUUCUAUGGGUCCCAAUGGAAUGAUGGGGCCUAAUGGACCCAUGAUGGGUGGUAUGGGUCCUAAUGGUCCCAUGGGACCUCUGGGGCCAUGUGGAAUGAAAGGAAUUCGUGGACCAUGUGGAGGACCUGACAUGAAAUCGGGAAUGUGCACAGACAUGCAUAUGGGUAGAGGUUGUGGGGGACCUAUGGGGCGUAUGCCGAACCCAAUGGGAGGUAUGGGAGGUCCUAAGCCCUGUAUGAUGGGCGGACCACAUAUGGGACCCAGAAUGAUACCUGGGCCCAAUCUGAACGCGAUGAACGGUAGGUUUCACGGCGGUAUAAUGAUGGAUGGGAGUAUGAUGGGAGGCAUGAUGCCGCAUGGCGACUGCGGUCCCGACCACCACGGAGUGCCCGUCAACGGACCUAUGUGCGAUGAGUACGGACGCGGAAGAAAUAUGGGUCCAGGAGACCCCGGCGGGCUGGGUCCAGGGUUGGUUCCGGGACUGGGCCACAAGCCCGGUCUGCGCAGCCCUAAGAGUCCCGGCGGUCCGGAUAUCGACUGGCAAAAAUUACAACAUCAGUUCUUUGACGAUCCUAAAUCUAUGGACACCGAAUUAAGUACGCAAGUGAAGUCCCCUUGUUCCGAAAGAGGAAGCUGUUUGCCUCCGCCCCCGUAUGGUGCCUCACCCCUACACCGCUCAGCCUCAGUGCCUAUAGCAACACAAUCCCCGGGUCACGGCUCCGUACAGAUGCCAAUGUCAGCUGAGGCGUCCCGAGCAGGAUCGGGCCUCAACAGUCCGGCGCACUGCAAGCCGGGACCCAAACAGGACGGGCCAGAGAUACUAGAGAAACUAGACGACGGUGUGUUUGUGCGAACGCUCCAAAGCUUGGCGGCGCAGCAACAGAAGAACCAACAGAGCGGCCAGCACGGCAAGGAGCCCAGCCUGAUGCCGGUGCCCUCGCCGCAACAAAUAUCCUACCUCAACCAGUUCGAAGGACAAGAAUUAACGAUACAAAAACAGCCGAACACGUCUUUAAAAGACAACGGACCCCCGUCGAACAGUGGAGGACAAACACCACAAUCAAAUUCAAAUCAAAAGUCACCAGCUGGAAUGAUGCCGGGGACCCCAGAACCUCACUCGUCGUUAUCUGAACAAAGAGCAGGAAGAUUUUCUCUGGAACAAAGUCCAGGAUUCAAUAAUCCGCAGACACCUACGUCUGUAUCAAAUACAAAGUGUGGACAAGAUGAAAAAUCAAGGCCCAGUCCGUCGUCGAACAGGUCAAGUCAAGAUAGCGCAUCGAAGACGCCUCAGCGCGAGUCGGGACUCAACCAGGGACCCUACGCGCCCUCAUCGUCAGCCGCCUGCGGGAACAAGGGCAGCUGUAGUAUAGCCUCCACCACGCCGAGUGUUAGUAACAUUGAGGAUAGCCUCUCAUCCACUACUGAGCCUACGUUAUCAGGGGGUCCGAACAGCACGAGUCUCCCGGGCGGGUUCCCUGGUGCGUGCAGUCUUAGCGGGCGGCCUGACAACAUCCCCAUCAACCCCAACCAGGGACCCGCCGGACCGCUCGGACCCGCCACCUCCUCCUUCGACCCCAUCUCGUCCCUGGCGCAGAUGUCGCAGCAGCUCACCAACACGGUGGGCGGGGCGCCGCCCAUGCCGCCCGCCCCCAACAACAUGGGGCCCUUCGGACCGCAUCACGUGCAGCAUCACCACGCCAUGCACCCUCACUCGCAUCCCCACAUGAUGAUCAACGACUUGGGUUGCCACAUGGACGGUAUGGGAGGACCCGGAAUGGGCGGGCCGAUGGAAAGCAUGAUGGGUGGAGGUGAUUUUCCUGGAGACAUGAGCUUGAGCCCAAAGAUGGGCGGUGGUCCUAUGGGCGGGCCGGGGGGCGGGAUGGGCCCCGACGGCAUGCUGGGCGCGCGCGGCGGUAAGAUGUCGUUCAACGGCGCCAACGUCCAAGUGAAAGCGAGCGCACCCAACACCAUCCAGUACCUGCCGACGCGCGCGGCCCUGACGUGCGCGGGGCCCCGCGCGCCGCCCAGCCUGGAGUUCCUGCGCGGUGUCGCCAACCCGAUGCCCCUGGACAAGGGCCCGUACCGCGCGCCCAUGCGCAUGCCGCACCACUACCCCGGCGGCUUUCCCGACGCGCCUAAGAUGUCGCCGGAGUCUUUCGGUGCGACGUUCCGCGGCGGCAAGCGCGUGGGAGCCGCCCAGCCGCUGCCGCCCUCGGUGGCUCCGACGCCGUUCAAGGGGCAGGGCUUCAUGCCGUCCCCGCAGGACCCCGCGUACGCAGCCCAGUUCCACAACUUCCAGCAGCAGCUGUACGCGACGGGCAGCCGCGCCGCGCAGCCGCACCAGCCCUACCCGCCCUACCAGCCGCCCAAGUGAUGACCGCCGCCGCCUGUCUGACUGCGACCCCCUCCGCUCUGCGUUCUUUGAACUACAGUUUUAAACGUUACUUUUGCUGAUAGCAAUAAAAUUAGUUUUUAGUAUUUUUUACACGGACAUGCCAGACCUUCAGUGUAUCGGUUCCUUUACUUAGCUGUUUUACGUACGUUUCCUAUGCACACAGAUAUCUAGUCAAUUUUGAAAUUACCGGAGCCCGACCCGGGACGCGAGGUCUCCGCUCGACUCUGGAGUGACGCACAACUACAUUAACAUAUAUGUUUUUUGUCCGCUUUAGUCUUA
Messenger RNA from Bombyx mandarina (wild silkworm), 4507 nucleotides. RefSeq lists its product as uncharacterized. Lineage: Eukaryota; Metazoa; Arthropoda; Insecta; Lepidoptera; Bombycidae. The record is from RefSeq and is a predicted model, not a curated record.